CUGGUUAAUAGGACUGUCAGUCACAAGGCUAGCAACAUUGUUUCCGCUGUCAAGAAAACGAAACAGUGCUGGAAAGUUAAACCCGAAGUGAGGGUGAAAUGAUUCAGUGUACUACUAUUUGUUGAAAUUUAGUGCACAGUGUUUGGUGUCCAUGGCUAUGUAUGAUGAAGAUAUUUCGAGAAACCCUUUCUAUUUAGCCCUUCAGAAGCAGAAACCUGAUGCCGCCAACCGUGUAGCAGAACUACAUGGAAUUGUAUUGGUGCCAUGCAAAGCCAGCUUGUCAAGAGGCAGCCUGGCUGCUGCCCACUUUGAAUCUUAUGUCUUGUAUCCUGUGGAUGAAGCUGGUAGCAGUUACCAGACAUUAAAUGGAAAAGAAGUCACCAUCAGAGGAAACCUAAUUAGUCUGGGUGUUGGAUUUAGCUCACCAUGCACAAUACGUAUUCUUUUCGAAGAAACUUUCUACAAUGAGAAAGAAGAAAGUUUUAGCAUUCUAUGUAUUGCCCGACCAUUGGAAAAGAAUUCCUAUUCAGAAGAAAAUCCCUCCACUUUCGAUUCCUACUGUCUGAAAAACUUUGAGGAUGCUAAAGAAUUUUUGGGUCGACAAUUAUUCAAAGUUGAUAAGUACAUCGAUGCUUUCCGAAACUCCUUUAAAGACCUUAAAAUAAAAAGUCUACGGCAUCAUAUAGAUGAAGUAAAUGCACUCUAUACAAAAUGCCUUCAGUAUCUUCUGAGAGACUCAAAAUUGAAAAUCUUGAUCAAGCAGGAAGUGCAAAUGGCCUUGCUGAAACAAGCUGUUGAAAUGUAUGUACUACAUGGUAUCCAUGAUCAGAUUUUUAAGAGUGUGGGAACUAUUGAGGCCAGUCAGGAUGCAGCUUUUAAUAAAACUACCCGAAGUCUACAAGAUCUUCAGCUGAAAGAUUUAGGAAUCAAGUCACAAUUCAGUAUAAAUAUACCUCGUGCCAAACGGGAGUUGAGUCAUCUGAACCAGUGUACUAGUCCACAACACAAACUGAUCUGCUUACGAAAUGUAAUACAUAUGAUCAUGCAGGCCCCAAGUCAAAGAGUUAACAAACAUUUUAUGUCAGCUGAUGAUCUGCUACCUGUUUUGCUUUAUUUACUGGUUAAAACAGAAAUCCCAAACUGGAUGGCUAAUCUCAGUUAUAUCAAGAACUUUCGAUUUUGCAGUCCAGUCAAGGAUGAACUCGGAUACUGUUUAACUUCCUUUGAGGCCGCAGUAGAUUAUAUUCAUCAGGGCAACCUGACUCUUGGUCGGCCUGGAUCGGGAGAACUAAAUGAUAAAACAUUUUUUAGAGAAAGAAUGAACUUGCUGUAUCAGCCGUCAUCAACCCCAAUUGAUAUUUUGUUUGAGCACAUUGCAGCUGGUAAUCAGGCAGAAGUGGAAACACUGUUGAGUGAAGGUGAACCCAGUGAAGACAGUGUUCAAAAGAUGUGCCAUCCCCUCUGCUUCUGUGAUAGCUGUGAAAAGAUUGUGUCAGGUAGGAUGAAUGAUCCAUCUAUUGUCACUCCAUCUUCCCGAGAUGACCGGGGUUACACACCAUUGCAUGUAGCUGCUUUCUGUGGUCAACCAAUGAUGAUUGAUGUGUUGGUGUCAAAAGGAGGUGCUGUUAAUGCUACAGACUAUCAUGGGUCCACCCCACUUCACCUAUCUUGUCAGAAGGGGUAUCAAAAUGUCACUUUGCUGCUGCUAGAUUACAAGGCCAGCACUGAGAUACAAGAUAAUAAUGGAAAUACAGCACUUCAUUUGGCUUGCAUGCAUGGUCAUGAAGAUUGUGUCAAAGCCCUGGUAUAUUACCAAUUAUAUACCUGUAACUUAAACAUGACAAAUGACAAGGGUGAUACACCUCUCCACAUUGCAGCUCGAUGGGGUUAUGAUGGUAUCAUUCAGGUUCUACUGGAGAAUGGAGCUAAUACUGAAAUACAGAACAAGAUGAAAGAAACUCCACUGCAUUGUGCACUCAAUUCUAAGAUAUUAGAUUUGCUGGAAAUUACCUUCAUUAAUGCUGACAGGCAACAGAGCAAUCAAGAGUCUAUUAGCAGAUCUCCUCAAUCUUCCACUGAUGUUGGUAGUCAGAAAUCAACUAUCUCCACUACAUCAUCCAUAUCAGUUGUAAUGAAGCCAGAGGAAGAGAAAGGAAAGUACAAAGAGUCUAUUAGCAGAUCUCCUCAAUCUUCCACUGAUGUUGGUAGUCAGAAAUCAACUACCUCCACUACAUCAUCCAUAUCAGUUGAAAUGAAGCAAGAGGAAGAGAAAGGAAAGUACAAAGAGGUGGAAAAGUUAUUGCGAGCUGUAGCGGAUGGAGAUGUAGAAAUGGUACGAUAUCUGUUAGAAUGGGUGGAUGAAGAUCUAGAGGAGGAAGAUGGACUUGUGUUGAAACCAGAAUUCUGCCACCCUUUGUGUCGGUGUCCAAAGUGUGAACCUGCACAGAAGAAACUUUCCAGUAUUACUACAAAUGGAUUGAGUGUGAAUUCUGCCAACCAGGAUGGGUUUACUCCAUUGCAUGUGGCAGCUCUACACGGGCACUUUGAAUUGGUUUCACUACUGCUGUGCCACGGCGCCAAUGUAAACUUGAAGAAUUCCAAUAAUUCAACCCCACUCCACCUGGCUUGUCAAUACAACGACGUGCAGAUAGUAAAGUACUUGCUGAAUUAUAAUGCAAAAUUGAAUAAGAAAGAUUUGUAUGGUAAUACGCCAUUGCUGCAUGCCUGUCUUCGAGGCUACUUGGAAAUAGCUGAGUUGCUGCUGGAGCACGGCGCCUCUGUUAAUGUUGCCAACAACCAAGGAAACACUGCUCUGCAUGAGGCUGUAAAGGGACAGUAUGAAGCUCUUGUCCAUCUUCUUGUGUGCAAUGGAGCAUCAGUCAGUUUGAGAAAUAAACAACAGUGUACACCAGUGGACUUUGCAGAAGCAGUCUGUGGGAAGCAAGACCAAGGAACUGAUUAUUGACUUCAGGAGGAGGAAACCAGAGGUCCAUGAGCCAGUUCUCAUCACAGGAUCAGAGCUGUUGAGGCUCAGCAACUUUAAAUUUUUCGGUUUUAUCAUUUUGGAGGAUCUGUCCUGGGCCCAGCAUGUAAGUGUAGUUACGAAUGGAGCGCAACAGUACUUCUACUUCCUCAGAAGUUGUUGAAGAUUUGGCAUGACACCCGAAACUUUUGACUAACUUCUAUAGAUAUGUGGCGGAGAGUAUUUUGACUGGUUGCAUCACUGCCUCAGAUGGAAACACCAAAGCUCUUCAACAGAAAGUCCUACAAAAAGCAGUGGAUGUGGCCCAGUCCAUCAUGGGUAAAGAGCCUCCAAACCAUUGAGCAUAUCUACAUGGAGCACUGUCACAGGAAAUAAGCAUCCAUCAUCAAGGACCCCCACCACUCAGGCCAUACUGUCCUCUUGCUGCUGUCAUCAGGAAGAAGGUACAGGAGCCACAGGACACUCACCACCAAGUUCCGGAGCAGUUAUUACCUUCAACCAUCAGACUCUUGAACCAGGGUUGAUAACUUCACUUGCCCUUUCACUGAACUGUUCCCACAAUCACUUCCAAGGAUUCUUUAUCUCAUGUUUGCCUUAUUUAUUGCUUAUUUAUUUAUUAUUAUUUGUAUCUUAUUUGCAAAGUUUGUUGUCUUUUGCACAUUGGUUUGUCUGCCCUGUUGGGUGCAGUCUUUCUUUGAUUCUAUAAUGUUCUUUGGAAUUACUGAACAUGCCUCCAAGAAAAUGAAUUUCAGGGUUGUAUAUGGCGAUAUACAUGUACUUUGAUAACAUUUACUUUCAAUUUUAAACAUUUCAUUCCAUGUCAGUUGUUUCCUCCAUUUCAUAAUUUGAGUAAAGUUGAAGCACACUCACAGGUGGAUCAUCUGUCAAAUGUCUUUGCAUAUUUUUUCAAAUGUAAUUGUUGAACAUUUUCACAAUUAUAUGAUAGUUCAUACAGGCUUUCAGUUCAUCUACUUCAAUAUCUAGUGGAAUUACUGUUAGCAUUUGAUGCUAGCACUAAAGUAACACCUCCCAUUAAUAUUGUAUAUUGCAUCUUGCAAAGAUCAGUCUAAUGCUUCAAUGGCUCCUUGGUGAGCCAUUGAAAAUUCAUCCCAGACAAUAUUGAUGAUGAUGUAGACUUUUGUUUUCCUUUCCAGUCUCCAAGGAAUGUUACAUGUUGGAAUCUGUCGAAUUUAAAGGGUGUUUUCCCCAAAUCAAGUUUUGAAACAAUGCCUAAUGAUGUUGUGUCCAGGGCAAUUAUGUUUUGUCUCUGAAUGUUAUGUCAAAGUAGAUUAAUAAGUUUUUCCUGUUCAUUCCUUGAUUGUUGCAAAUGGCUUCUGUUAUAGUACCUAAAGCAUUUCUUUGAUAUCUCACAAAACUUUCUUUGUCUGAAUCCCCUAACUGGUUUAAAUUGUACUUGGCCUCCCACAGAAACUCAGUGCACAACUUUUCAUUAUUUCUUUGUGGCUCAGGUCAACUAAGCAUCUGGGGUCAGGUUCUCGGAUCAUUAGGAUCUCUUCCGGGGGAGGUAUGACCUGUACAAAAGUGACAGGUUGCAUCCGAACCUGAGGGGAACCAAUAUUCUCAUGGGCAGGUUUGUUAGAAGAUGUUGGGGAUGGUUUAAACUAAUUUGGCAGGGGAAUGGAAACAGGAGUGAAGGGACUCAGGAUUGGAUGGAUGGUAAAAAAGCAACAAUAGCAUCCAUUCAUACUGUCAGGAAGGGCAGGCAGAUGAUAGGACAGAAUUGCAGCCAGUAGGACGAUUAUCAGUGCUUUAGGAUGUAAAUUAAAAGGGGAAGCAAAUACUGUACUCGGUGUUUUAUCUCAAGACACAAAGUAUAAGAAAUAAGGUGGAUGAUCUUGUUGCACUUUUACAGAUUGUGGGGUAUGAUGUGGCCAUCACUGAAUCAUGGCUGAACGAUGGUUGUAGUUGGAAGGUGAAUGUCCAAGGUUAAACAUUGUAUUGGAGGGAUAGGAAGGUAGUUAGAGGGGGUGGAGUGGCUUUGCUGUAAAGAAUGGCAUUAAAUUAUUAGAAAGAUGUGACUUGCAUCAGAUGAUGUUGAGUUAAGAAACUGCUGGGUAAAAGAACCCAGAUAGCAGUUAUAUACAGGCCUCCAAACAGUAGCUGGGAUGUGGACUACAGUUUGCAACAGGAAAUAGAAAAAGUGUGUUAAAAAAGGGAAUGUUACCAUAAACAUGGGAGAUUUUAACAUGCAGGUACAUUGGGAGAAUCAGGUUGGCAAUGGAUUUCAAAAGGGUGAAUUUGUUGAAUGCCGACAAGAUGGCUUUUUAGAGCAGCUUGUACUCGAGCCCACUCGGCUAUACUGGAAUGGGUGUUAUGUAAUGAACUGGAGAUGAUUAGGGAGCAAGGCAAAGGAACCCUUAGGAGGUAGUGUCACAAUAUGAUUGAGUUCAACUUGAGAUUUGAUAGGGAAAAAAUAAAGUCUGACGUAGCAGUAUUUCAGUGGAGUAAAGGAAUUUAUAGUGGUGUGAGAGGAGUUGGCCAAAGUAAAUUGGAAGGAGCUGCUGGCAGGGAUGACAGCAGAGCAGCAAUGGCUUGAGUUCUGGGGAAAAUUAGAAAGUUGCAGGAUAGAUGUAUUCAACAAACAGAAGUACUGAAAUGGCAAAAUAGUACAACUGUGGCUGACAAGGGAAUACAAAGCUAAUGUUAAAAACAAAAGAGAGGGCAUAAAACAAAGCAAAAUUCAACUGGAAGAUAGAGGAUUGGGAAACUAUAAAAAACCUACAGAAAGUUACUGAAAGAAUCAUUGGGGGGAAAGAUGAAACAUGAAAGCAAGCUAGCAAACAGUGUCAAGAUGGAUAGAAAAAGCUUUUUCAAUAUAUUAAAAAAUAAAAGAGAGCUGAGAGUAGAUACAGGAUCAUUAGAAAAUGAAGCUGGAGAAAUAACGGGACGAGGAGAUGGCAGAUGAACUAAAUGAGUAUUUUGCAUUAGUCUUCACUAUGGAAGACAUUAGCGGUGUGCCAGAUGUUGAAGACUGUGAGGAAAGAGAAGUAAGUUCAGUUACUAUUACAAGUGAGAAGGUGCUCAAAAAGCUGAAAGACCUAAAGGUACAUAAGUCAUCUGGACCAGAUGAACUGUACCCUAGGGUUCUGAAAGAGGUAGCGUUAGAGAUUGUGGAAACAUUAGCAAUGAUCUUUCAAGAAUCAUUGGACUCUGCCAUGGUUUCAGAGAACUGGAAAAUUGCAAAUGUCAAGAAAGGAGGAAAGCAGCAGAAAGGAAAUUAUGGACCAUUUAGCCUGACUUCACUGGCUGGGAAGAUGUUGGAGUCGAUUGUUAAGGAUAAGGUUAUGAAGUACUUGGAGACACAGGACAAGAUUGGACAAAGUCAACAUGGUUUCCUUAAGGGAAAAUCUUGCCUGAUGAACCCGUAAGAAUUCUUUGAGGAGAUUACAUGUAGGAUAGGCAAAGGGGAUGGAGUGGAUAUUGUAUAUUUGGACUUUCAAAAGGCCUUUGACAAGGCACCACACAUGAGGCUGCUUACCAAGUGAAGAGCCCAUGUAUUACAGGAAGGUUACUAGCAUGGUUAGAGCAUUGGUUGAUUGGUAGGGGACAGCGAGUUGAUUGCCAGUGACUAGUGAUGUUCUGCAGGGGUCACUGUUGGGACUUGGUUUUGUUGCCAAGUUUGCGGAUGAUAUGAAGAUUGGUGGAGGGGCAGGUAGUGUUGAGGAAACAGAAAGGAUGAAGAAGGGCUUAAGGUUAGUAGAAUGAGCAAGAAAGUGGCAGAUUAAAUACAAUCUUGAAAAAUGCAUGGUCAUGUUCUUUGGUAGAAGAAGUAAGUGUACAGACUAUUUUCUAAAUGAGGUGCAGCUGGACUUCGGAAAUUUUGUGCAUGAUUCCCUAAAGAUUAAUUUGCAGGUUGAGUCUGUGGUGAGUAAGGCAGAUGUGAUGUUAGCAUUCAUUUCAUGAGGACUCAAAUGUAAAAGCCAGGAUGUAAUGUUGAGACUUUAUAAAGCACUGUGAGUAGGUUUGGGCCCCUUAUGCGAGAAAGGAUGUGCUGAAAGUGCAAGGGUUCAAAGGAGGGUCAUGAAAAUGAUUUGACGAUUGAAUAGCUUGUCAUAUGAAGAGCUCCUGCCUUCUCCCAGUAUCCCUUCAUGCUCUGGGACUGUAUUCACGAAUAUUCAGAAGAAUGACAGAUGACCUCAUUGAAACCUAUUGAAAGGUUAAAGGCCUUGAGUGGAUGUGGAGAGGAUGAGUCUAAGACCAGACGACACAGCCUCAGAAUAGAGGGGCAUCCUUUUAGAAUUGAUUUGAGAAGGAAUUUCUUUAGCCAGAGAAUGGUGAAUCUGUGGAAUUCUUUGGCACAGGUGGCUGUGGAGAUCAAGUCUUUAUGUAUAUUUAAGGUAAUGGUUGAUAGAUUCUUGACUGGUCAGUGCAUGAAGGGAUACUGGGAGAAGGCAGGAGAUUGGGGCUGAGAGAAAAAUUGGAUCAGUCAAGAUGAAAUGACGGAACAUUCUUGAUAGGCCAGAUAGCCUAAUUCUGCUGCUACAGUGCCCGUAAAAAGUAUUUACCCCCUUUGAAAGUCUUUAUUGUUUUACAACAUUGAAUCACAGUGGAUUUAAUUUGGCUUUUUUGACACUGAUCAACAGAAAAAGGCAGUUUUGUGUCAAAGUGAGAACAGAUUUGUACAAAGUGAUCUAAACUAAUUACAACUAUAAAACACAAAAUAAUUGAUUGCAUUAGUUUUCACUGCCCUGCCCCCUUAAUAUGACACCGUGUUCAGUCAAGGUGUUUCAUUUCGAUGUAGUAAAAAUACACCUGUAUCUGGAAGGUCCAACUGCCUGUGAGUCAGUGUCCCAGCAAAAGCUACACCAUAAAGACAAAAGAACACUCCAAGCAACUCCGUAAAGAGGUUAUCCAAAAGCAGAAGUCAGGAGAUGGAUACAAGAAAAUUUCUAACUCACUGAUUAUCAAUUUUUCCCAUUCUCAUGCAGUGUCUAGAUGUGCAAAGCCAGUAGAGGCUAUCCACACAGAAUUGUGGCUGUAAUUGCUGCCAAAGGUGCUUCUACUAAAUACUGACUUGAAGGGGGCGAAUACUUAUACAAUCAAUUUUUUUGUGUUUUAUAUUUGUAAUUUUUUUUGAUCACUUUGUAGAGAUCUCACUUUGACAUGAGUCUUUUUCUGUUGAUCGGUGUCAAUAAAAAGCCAAAUUAAAUCCACUUUGAUUCAAAGUUAUAAAUCAUGAAAACUUCUGGGGAGAGGGGGGUGAAUACUUUCUAUAGGCACUGUAUAUCAUGUAGUCUAACAGAAUGGCAGUCAUAUUUUCUGUCUUUGGCAACAGUUAAUAAGUAAUUGAAAAAUAAAACACUUGGUGCCUACAGCAAGUGGUCUUACAUGGGAUAUAACUAUUUGUGUUCCCCUGGAUUAUAUAAAAUAAUCAGGGUAAUAAAAAGACUCCAUUCAGUUCUGGACACAGAACUUGGGAGCUUAUUCAUGCUGAAAUACUGUAAAGAUGUACCAAAGUAAAACCAUACCUAGUUUGUAUCAUCUCUUCUAAUGAUCUGAUGAGACCGCGUAAUAAUCUGAUUAUCUAAUAACCUUCCUUUGAAGUGGCCUGGAGACUUUUACCACAUCAGUGGUUCUAGAAGUUCCAAGUUAUUUUUUAUGAAAGUGGUUAAUAUUUUGCAUUGUAAUGAUUUGCUUGUAUUCCCUUGAUAUGAAAUCUCCUGCAAGAUAUGCAGAGGAAGAAGCACAGACUGAGUGAAACCAGGAAGCACUAAAUUCAUGGAUUAGUGGAAAUCUAGAAAAAUUCUUCUCUGAAAAGAAUCAUCCCAUAUUUCAGCUAAGUUAACAUUGGAGGCCAACAGAUUAGUCUAAUAUAUGAACACUAAUGGAUGCAGAGCGUAGUUGAGAAACAAAUCUGAAUACCUGACACAAGGAUUGAUUCACAUCUUUAUCUUUAACUCACUUAACUACUAUAAAGAUGUACAGCUGCUGCUAUUGUGGGAACCCAAAUUAGUUACAUUUAAAAUGGCUAAAACAAGAGUAAAUGGAGGCUAAUGUGAGUACACAGUAAUAAUACAGAAUGCCAAAGGAAAUGCAUUUCAUUUUGUAUUCUCUUUCAC
Messenger RNA from Hypanus sabinus (Atlantic stingray), 9063 nucleotides. It is a transcript of the gene ankrd27, whose product is annotated as ankyrin repeat domain 27 (VPS9 domain). The record is from RefSeq and is a predicted model, not a curated record. Lineage: Eukaryota; Metazoa; Chordata; Chondrichthyes; Myliobatiformes; Dasyatidae. Bases 152 to 2965 code for a protein of 937 amino acids. Gene Ontology annotation, molecular function: guanyl-nucleotide exchange factor activity; SNARE binding. The transcript has 27 exons. Gene Ontology annotation, cellular component: neuron projection; tubular endosome; late endosome. Gene Ontology annotation, biological process: early endosome to late endosome transport; neuron projection morphogenesis.